Molecule: messenger RNA, 3193 nt
Organism: Alligator mississippiensis (American alligator)
Lineage: Eukaryota; Metazoa; Chordata; Crocodylia; Alligatoridae
Gene: SCML4
Product: Scm polycomb group protein like 4
Exons: 6
Coding region: 8-1006 (332 amino acids)
Molecular function (GO): protein binding
Source: RefSeq, a predicted model, not a curated record
UCUGCAUAUGAGUCAUUUGUCAUCGCUGCCUCCAAGACUGGAUACUGUUGACAUGCAGUCUCCAAGAAUACCAGGUAGAAAACGAGGAAGACCCCCACUCCAUUCUACUGCGAUGAAAAUGGCUGUUCACAAUCUUUAUUCAACACCAGGUGGAUCCUUACCCAUAGUGAAGAUCCCAAAGAAGAGAGGGAGGAAACCCGGGUACAAGCUAAAGUCUCGUGUUCUGAUGACUCCUUUAGCAAUCUCUCCUCCGAGAAGCACACCAGAGCCUGACAUUAGUUCAAUCCCUCAGGAUGCAGCUACAAUACCUAACUCAGCUGCCCCACAAGCUCUUACAGUUUGCAUCUACGUCAACAAACAGGCGAACAUGGGGCCAUACCUUGACAGAAAAAAGGUGCAACAGCUUCCAGAUCACUUUGGGCCUGAAAGACCUUCCAUGGUCCUACAGCAGGUAGUUCAGGCCUGCAUUGACUCCUCACUUCAGCAAAAGACCGUUUUCUCACUUGUCAAGCAGGGCUAUGGAGCUGAAAUGGUGUCAGUUUCUGCCUCUUUUGAUGGAAAACAGCAUCUCCUGAGCCUGCCAAUUGUGAACAGCAUUGGGUAUGUCCUGCGCUUCCUCAAAAAACUCUGCCGCAGCCUACUGUGUGACAAUCUCUUCAGCAAUCAGUCUUUUGCACAAUACAGCAGUACUUCUGAACAUCCAAAGGAGUAUGAGAGUAGAAGGAUGGAGUCAGCCUCAAGUCCUUCACUGGAAAGAAAAGAUAUGGCUCGACCAUCAAGCAAGAAUCCUUCGACCUGGACCGUUGAUGAUGUGAUAUGGUUUGUGAAGGAUGCAGACCCACACGCGUUAGGUCCACAUGUGGAGCUUUUCAGAAAACAUGAGAUUGAUGGCAAUGCUUUGCUGUUGCUGAAAAGUGACAUGAUCAUGAAAUACCUGGGGCUGAAAUUGGGACCAGCACUGAAACUUUGUUACCACAUUGAUAAACUCAAGCAAGCAAAAUUCUGAUAUUUUCUUAAACAAUGACACAAUCUGAAUGAAAUCUCCAAGAUAGCAGACUAAAGGUAAUGUGUUGCCUUACAGAAAUAUGACCAUUUGCUAAUUGUUUUCCCCUCUUUUUUACAAAGGACUUUGUCUUUUUUAAUACUUGUUCAUCUUCAGCUUUUUUUAUUCCAGUGGGGUAUUUUUGGGUAUUUCUGUUAAUGAUUUGCCAAAAAGUAUAUAAUUAUAAUACUUAUUUUGUACCAUUAGUAUUGUUAUUAUGAUUAUAGUAAGUCCUAUUUUUGUAAUUAGAAGUGAAAAAUCAGAAACAAAUACAGCUUUGGCAUACAUUGAGGAUUGUUGAAAGGCUAAAGAAGAGUCACUCAUUAGCUGCCUGUCAGCCUCUGGGGCAUAGUCACUGACUUGCCAUCAUCAGGGUUGUAGUUAUAAUGCAAAGCCAGCAACAACACUGACACAGCACGCCUGGGAAAUAGUCCUGAGUUAAUUUCCUUUGCUGGUCAGAUAUUGUUGGGAACUGCCCCAGGUCUUGCACUAUCUGGAAAACUUGAAUUCUUUUGUUUAAAAACAUUUUUUGGAAGUUUAAGUACUUUGUCUUCCCACUAGAGGGAAAAUCCUAACACAUUUCAGGCUGUAGUUGUGAUGACAUGGUGGUUUGGUGUGCUGGGGCCACCUUACAUCUAACAUGUGCACAUUAUGGAAUUGCAGCUCCCAGAGUGCUCCUCAUAAAAUGUAAGGAAGAGUGGAUAAUUCCCAGUCUCUGGCAUUCUCAACUGCCUGCUACCUUCCUAGAGCCGUUCCUGGGUGGCACACACUUGUGGCACCCUUAAACGGGGAUAUAGUAGAAAUAUUCCCUGAAGCUGAAAACGCAAUGCUCAUUGCAAAUUUGCAGCACUGUUGGAUUUAGAAAGAGGAUGUUCUAUUUCCUGACUGAAGCUACUAUUGUGGUAAUCAUGUUAACUUUCAGCACAUAUGCAGAUGUGCUGGGCUUAAGGUCUUAAAUUUAGAAUAAUGUCCUUCCGCACCAAAUAAAAACCAAAAAGAUGAUUUUCCACAGUCUAUGUAGCCAUGCCAAGAGAAGUAUAUUUUUGAAAAAUUAGUAAAUAACUUAUACGUUGGCUAUGCCUAUAUGUUCUAUAUGUAUUUAAAUUUGUGAUUUAUCAAAAACAGACAUCAGUUAUUCAAUUUAAGCAUUAUUGUCUUUAAUGGGUAUCCAGAUUGUUUAGCAAGGAUUUAGCUUCAUGAGAUAUUAGGGCUUUAAUAUAGCCAGACUCAAUCUAACUUUGAUAGUAGUUUCCUGAACCUGUGUGUGACAGUGAUCCAAUUGCACCACCCAUUCUAUUUGUACAGAAAAAAAUGUUACCAAAAAUACUUUGUAGAAUAAAGCUUACUCUGCCAAAAGAUACUAAUUCAGGGCAUGAUCCUGAAAAUACUUAGGAAUGUCAGUAACUUUACUCCUACAAGUAGUUUCAUUGAACUCAUAGGCUGUGUCCACACAAACGCGCGCUUGCGUUUUGCGGUGCCUCAUGGCUUUUCAUGGCUACUCCCAUGAAAAAAGUUACUUAUAGACAUGUAUAUAGGAUUGGAUAUUCAAAUGUCUGACCAGUUUUCAACAGAAAAUUUGUUAGAAUUGAAAACCUGAGCAACUGUGUUAAAUAAAAUUUUGUAAUACCAUGAAACAUACUAAAAUCUAAACUUAAUCAGUUUUGGAACGUUACACCAAUCUGCAUCAGUUUACAUGCAUGUUGCAGAGACUGCAGAUCUACUGAGUCAGAUGUUAGCUUGAGAUGUAAAUAUCUUUGCGCCAACAUGAAGGUUGUACAGUUCAUUGUUUACUGUUGUAGUUUUCAGGGUUGAGUCAUUUUCCUGCAAUAUUUAUUUAAUCUACUUUAAAUGCUAGAGCCUCAAAAUGUGUAAGGUACUUGAAAUAUCUGGAGUGUCAUCCUCAGAAAAUCUUAAGACAAUCUAGCUUUCUUACAUGUUCUUUAAUAUAACCCAUCUCUGUUAUAUGGAACUCAUAUUUUAAUUCCUUAAAUGCCCACCUCAUUGUAAAAUACCUUGUUCCAGAGUGGAGUAAAACAUUUCCAAUAGUGUUUUUCCACUGAAAAGUACCUUUUUGUCAAAAGUAAAACUUCCUGUGAAAAUAGAAAUGACAUUUUACUUUAAAUUGAAACCAAGUGCUUGAAUAGUGUCAAA